UGUAAGAGCUUGUGUGAAAAUAUGGCAGAAAAUAUUAUAGAAAAUGCGUGGCUAUCUUUCGCAUGAUACUGUGGUGGAGGUUCCGGCGGCUGUGAUAUGGGAUGUCUACCGUAGUCUCGAGCUGGGAAGGCUCCUCAAUGAACUGCUACAAGAUGUCAUCGGCAAGAUUGAAGUUGUCCAAGGCGAUGGUGGAGUUGGAACUAUUUUAAACGUCACAUUCCCUCCAGGAACUCCUGGACCUAGUUAUAUGAAGGAAAUGAUCACAAAAAUUGAUGAUGAGAUGCGCGUGAAGGAAGCAGAAGUGAUUGAAGGAGGAGACAAAGAUUUAGGAUUUGUGCUUUAUCGACGUCGAUUGCAAAUCAUCGAGAAAGAUGCUGAAUCAUGUAUUAGCAGGUCGUCAGUAGAAUAUGAAAUAGAUGACAAGCUUGAAGAUAUUGCUUCUCAGGCGAGUACCAAGCCAUUGGAGAUAUUGGCAGAAGUUGUUGGCAAAUAUCUCAAAGAAAAAAGGAGUUCCAGUAAUUAGGGCUUGUGCUAUGUACAUGUUGCUGCCAUCCGUAUUAUUGUCUUUGUUUCGAACUUAAAGCUUUUUUUAUUUUCUGUUUACUUAUAAGUAAUAAUGU
Durio zibethinus is the source of this 620-nucleotide messenger RNA. Lineage: Eukaryota; Viridiplantae; Streptophyta; Magnoliopsida; Malvales; Malvaceae. The record is from RefSeq and is a predicted model, not a curated record.